Messenger RNA from Spirodela intermedia, 1467 nucleotides. The record is from the annotation of a GenBank genome assembly. NCBI's taxonomy places the organism in Eukaryota, Viridiplantae, Streptophyta, Magnoliopsida, Alismatales, Araceae.
AUGUACGUACCCUACGAGAGGGAGCUCCUCCCCCAUCUCUCCCUCCUCUUGGACCAAGCCCUGCAAUCCGGCAACCCCAGAGCCGCCGCCCCCCUCCACGCCCGCCUGCUGAAGGCGGGCCUCCUUGCCCGCUUCCACGCGAGGCUCUUCUUGUGCUACGCCGUCGCUUCCGGCCGACGGAACUUGCUCUCCUUGCACCGCCUCCUCGGCGGCGCUCCCCCAGAUGCCGCUGCCGGUUGCUUUCAGUGGAAUGCCGCCGUCUCCUCUUUGGUGCGACGAGGGCUCCCAUCUCUCGCCGCGCGGGCUUUCUCUGUCAUGCACGGGCUGGGCCUUCCUCUCUGCAGCUACGCUCUCUGCAGCGCCAUCGCGGCCGCGGUCGCCGCCGCCGAGGAGGCGGCAGCGCUGGGGAUGCAGGCCCAUGCGUACACUGUCAAGUCUGGCUGGGCCUCGGCGGUCUUCGUCGGCGGCGCCCUGGUGAACCUCUACGUUAAGCUCGGCGGCAUGGGUGACGCGCGCAAAAUGUUCGACGAAAUCCCCCUGAAGAACGCCACCUGCGCCAACACCCUUCUGAUGGGCUAUGUCAAUGCGAAGCUCUGGCCGGAGAGUCUGGCCUUGGUGCGAGAGAUGCUGGCGGCGGGCCCGCCGCCUGACGACUUCACGCUUUCGGCGGCGCUGAGGAUGUUCGCGGAGAUGCCGGCCGCCGGACUAGGAAAGCAGGUCCACGCGCAUCUGCUCCGCCGGGGACAGCCCAUCGAAGAAGAUGCCCUCCUCCUCAGCUUGCUGGUGGAGAUGUACGGCAACUGCGGGCGCGUGGGGGAAGCCCGGCGGGUGUUCGAGACGGCCGGCGGCCGAGUCGCCGAAGCGGAACGGGGCGCGAGGGACGUGGUGCUGUGGACCUCCAUGCUCAACGCCCACAGCAGGAACGGGCAGUUCCCCGACGUCGCCAGGACCUUCGACGAGAUGCUGGCGGAGGGAACGCCGCCGGACGGGGUGGCCUUCGUGGCGGUCCUCUCGGCCUGCAGCCGCACGGCGGACCUCGCCGGAGGCCUGGCCUACUUCCAGUCCAUGACAGAGGAUCAUCGGAUAUCUCCAUGGCCGGAGCACUACGGCUGCGUGGUCCACCUCCUCUGCAUGGCCGGGGAGACGAAGAAAGCUUGGGAGCUGGCGGAGGGUGGCGGCACCGCCGGCGGCGUCCGGGUCUGGGGGGCUCUGCUCGCCGCCUGCAGCGAGCUCGGGGAUGUGGAGAUGGGGAAGAGAGCCGCCCGGAGGGCCCUGGAGGAGGACCCCGGCAACGUGGGGGUAUACGUCGAGCUCUGCAACCUCUACGCCAGGCAGGGGAUGUGGGGGGAGAUCGAGCUCCUGAGGAAGGAGAUGAACCAGAGGGGUUUGAAGAAGGAAGUGGGGUCCAGCUGGCUGGAGCAGAGGCCCUACAGCGCCACACCGGACCUUUAUAAGCUGCCAUUGUGA